AUGGGGGGCGCUGACACCCGAGGAAGGGGCUGCUGCAAGCCCUCACCUGGCACCUCGCAGGCACCGAGAAGAGCCCGCAAAAGAGUGGACGGCGGAGCCAGCUCCAACGUCUUCUCCAUGUUCGAUCAGUCCCAGAUCCAAGAGUUUAAAGAGGCCUUCACCAUCAUGGACCAGAACCGGGACGGCUUCAUCGACAAGGAGGACCUGAGGGACACCUUCGCCGCGCUGGGCCGCAUCAACGUGAAGAACGAGGAGCUGGAGGCCAUGGUGAAGGAGGCCCCCGGGCCCAUCAACUUCACCGUCUUCCUGACCAUGUUUGGGGAGAAGCUGAAGGGCACGGACCCAGAGGAGACCAUCCUCCACGCCUUCAAGGUGUUCGACACGGAAGGGAAAGGCUUCAUCAAGGCUGAUUUCAUCAAAGAGAAGCUCAUGACCCAGGCAGACCGGUUCAGUGAGGAGGAGAUCAAGCAGAUGUUCGCGGCUUUCCCCCCAGAUGUGUGUGGCAACCUGGACUACAGGAACCUGUGCUACGUCAUCACGCACGGUGAAGAGAAAGACUAG
This is a messenger RNA of Propithecus coquereli (Coquerel's sifaka), 561 nucleotides long. It is a transcript of the gene MYL10, whose product is annotated as myosin, light chain 10, regulatory. The coding region runs from base 1 to 561 and encodes 186 amino acids. The record is from RefSeq and is a predicted model, not a curated record. The transcript has 6 exons. Gene Ontology annotation, molecular function: calcium ion binding. NCBI's taxonomy places the organism in Eukaryota, Metazoa, Chordata, Mammalia, Primates, Indriidae. Gene Ontology annotation, cellular component: cytoplasm; mitochondrion.